AUGUUUCGACGCACCACAACAGCGCGCCUGGUGCUUUCGCGACACCGGCACCCCCCGCACCCGCGUGUCUCCUGCCUCAACACCAACAACUACUCGUCAUCCUCUCAGCCCCCAAGAGACUCGCCUGGAACCAUUGCUGUGACGUUUGGAGCCUUGAUCGCCGGAGCCUGCGGUUUCUAUUCCAUCAGUCAGUCCGGCGCAUCGCACAGCGUGCCGUCCCUCGUCGAGCCUGCAGAUGAGGGCCACAUUCCCGUCAGGUCCCCUGUCAAGGUGUACAGUCUCAAAGCGGCAGACGCCAAAAUUCGACAACAGGCAACCAGCUUCACCUUUGACGGGCACAAUGGCCACGGAAGAAUCGACGUCGUUCGUGUAGCCAGCAAUAACCCCGUCGAGGAUGAAUGGGCCGUGGCUGUCGGAAAGGGGGUUGGAGGCAACAAAACAUUGUAUGCUGGUGUAUAUGACGGUCACGCUGGUUGGGCGACGUCAGCAGUCCUUCGUCAAGCGCUGAUUCCCUAUGUUUCCCACGCCGUCAGCCGCAUUGCAGCAUCGACAAGCCCCGAGCUCAUUGACUCAGCUAUCAAGUCGGCCUUUAGUAACCUCGAUGCCCGCAUCAUGAACGAGGCCAAGUAUGCCGCUCAAGGAGCCGCGGCCGCGGAGCCGGGUUCUGCCGCUGUCCUCGCCGCCAUUGCUCCUGCCGUGUCGGGAUCCUGUGCUCUGCUGUCCAUGUACGAACCGGCCUCUUCAAUGCUCAGAACUGCUGUGACUGGCGACUCUCGAGCCGUGCUCGGAUCUUGGUCUGAUGAGGCUGGCGGGUACAGCGCUGUAGCUCUCAGCAAGGAUCAAACCGGCUUUAACCAGGACGAGGUGAGGCGUCUCGACAAGGCUCACCCCGGUGAGAUUGGGGACAUGAUUGAUCCCAAAACCGGGCGUUUGUUGGGCAUUGCCAUAACUCGAGGAUUUGGGGAUCACCGGUGGAAGCUAUCCAAAGACGCCGUCACGUCACUCCAGGGGAACUUCUACGGCUUCGCCGGUCGCCCCGGGUAUAAGUCGCCGCCUUAUAUGACUGCCGAACCUGAAGUUACCACUCGCAAGGUAGCCACAAAGGAUUUUGUCAUUCUGGCCUCGGAUGGAUUGUGGGAUGUAAUUUCCAACGACGAUGCUGUAGAAUGCGUUUCAAGGUGGUUAGCUGCCAAAAAAGCUGGCAAGCCCGAGACCGUUAUCGACGCCAAGACGGCUCUGACGGUUGGAGAGGACGGAUGGCCAUCUUACAAAGCAACUCCCGAGUUCUUUGCAAUUGAGGAUCUUGACAAUGCGGCCGUCUGCCUAGUGAAGAAUGCAUUGGGCGGCAACCGCCGCACUCUGUUUUGUGGUUCCAUGACCGCUUACAGCCCCGUCAGCCGAUACAUCCGAGAUGAUGUAACGGUUCAAGUCGUCUUUUUCCAGGACCCCUAUGGGAGUACCACGAAAUAA
Molecule: messenger RNA, 1470 nt
Organism: Metarhizium brunneum ARSEF 3297
Lineage: Eukaryota; Fungi; Ascomycota; Sordariomycetes; Hypocreales; Clavicipitaceae
Biological process (GO): protein dephosphorylation
Cellular component (GO): mitochondrion
Molecular function (GO): cation binding; [pyruvate dehydrogenase (acetyl-transferring)]-phosphatase activity
Source: RefSeq, a predicted model, not a curated record